Neomonachus schauinslandi (Hawaiian monk seal) is the source of this 2160-nucleotide messenger RNA. RefSeq names its product radial spoke head 6 homolog A (gene RSPH6A). Bases 1 to 2160 code for a protein of 719 amino acids. The transcript has 6 exons. The record is from RefSeq and is a predicted model, not a curated record. NCBI's taxonomy places the organism in Eukaryota, Metazoa, Chordata, Mammalia, Carnivora, Phocidae. Gene Ontology annotation, cellular component: radial spoke; axoneme. Gene Ontology annotation, biological process: axoneme assembly; cilium assembly; cilium movement involved in cell motility.
AUGGGGGACCCACCGCCCGACCCUGAGCCCCGUCCCCAGCAGCCCUCAAGUCGGAGGAGUUCCCAGGUCUCCCAGCGGCGCAGUCGGGAACUCAGUCAGCCCCCGCCCACCAUCUCCGAGGAGGUGCCGCCGAUAGCCUUUGACGGCCGGGUCCUGCAGGGCGGUCAAGGGAUCCUGGCGAGCCAGACCAACCUCCAGGACUGGUCAUCAGGGCCCCCCCUGACCCAACAGGAGAUGUUCCAGGCUGAGGAAGCCCAGUUGGGUGGUGUAGAGUACCCGUCCCUGAAUAUGGGCUUUCAGCCCCAACCUUAUCUGGAAGAAGGCGGGAUCCAGGCCGCCCGAAACGCCAGCCUAAUGCUGCAGCAACUACAGCAGGGCCAAGGCAGCCUCUUCCAGCAACUGGACUCUGCCUACCUGGAGACCCAGCCCAACUUCUUGGGCCAGUUCAACAUGUACCAGGGAGAAGACCUACAGUUCAACCAGGGUGCCCCGCAUGGGCCCUACAUGAGGGAUGACCCCGCCCUCCAGUACUCGCCCUCCGAGCUGGGCUUCAUGCCCUUCAAUAUGGAGGUGCCUGAGCCAGAGCCUCGGGAGCUGGCCGUACAGAAUGCCAAGGCCUACCUGCUGCAGACCAGCGUCAGUUGCAGCCUCAGCCUGUAUGAGCACCUGGUGAACCUGCUGACCAAGAUCCUGAACCAGCGGCCCGAGGACCCUUUGUCCAUCCUGGAGUCGCUGAACCGCACCACACAAUGGGAGUGGUUCCACCCCAGGCUGGACACCAUGCGGGACGACCCUGAGAUGGAGCCCACCUACGAGACGGCGGACAGGCAGAAGGCGCUAUUCCUUCGGAGCGGCGCCGCAGGCGAGGGCGAGCAGGAGAUGGAGGAGGAGGUGGCUGAGACAGCAGUACCCAACAUCAUGGAGUCGGCCUUCUACUUCGAACAGGCUGGCGUGGGCCUGAGCUCAGACGAGAGUUUCCGCAUCUUCAUGGCCCUGAAGCAGCUGGUGGAGCAACAGCCCAUCCACACCUGCCGCUUCUGGGGCAAGAUCCUGGGGCUGAGCCGCAGCUACCUGGUGGCUGAGGUGGAGUUCCGGGAGGGCGAGGAGGAAGGGGAGGAGGAGGAGGUGGAGGAGAUGAUGGAGGGCGGCGAGGGUCUGGACACACACGCUGAGGAGGAGGGCGAGGAGGACGAGGAGAAGGUCACCGACGUUAUCCCCAAGCCCACGUGGAAGCCACCACCCGUCAUCCCCAAGGAGGAGAGCCGCUCGGGCACCAACAAGUACCUGUAUUUCGUGUGCAACGAGCCGGGCUGGCCGUGGACACGGCUGCCGCACGUCACGCCCAUCCAGAUCGUGCAGGCCCGCAAGAUCAAGAAGUUCUUUACGGGCUACCUGGACGCGCCGGUCAUCAGCUUCCCGCCCUUCCCGGGCAACGAAGCCAAUUACCUGCGGGCCCAGAUCGCCCGCAUCUCGGCUGCCACGCACAUCAGCCCGCUUGGCUUCUACCAGUUCGGUGAAGAGGAGGGCGAUGAGGAGGAGGAGGGCGGUGCGGGGCGCGACUCCUACGAGGAGAACCCCGACUUUGAGGGCAUCCCGGUGCUCGAGCUGGUGGACUCGAUGGCCAACUGGGUGCAUCAUACGCAGCACAUCCUGCUUCAGGGCCGCUGCACUUGGGUGAACCCUUUGCAGAAGAUGGAAGAGGAAGAGGAGCUGGGGGAGGAGGAAGAGAAAGCAGAUGAGGGGAUAGAGGAGGUGGAGCAGGAGGUCGGGCCCCCGCUGCUGACCCCGCUCUCAGAAGAUGCAGAAAUCAUGCACAUGUCACCGUGGACAGCCCGCCUGUCCUGCAGCCUCUGCCCGCAAUACUCCGUGGCCGUCGUGCGUUCCAAUCUUUGGCCAGGGGCCUAUGCCUACGCCAGUGGCAAGAAGUUUGAGAACAUCUACAUUGGCUGGGGCCACAAGUACAGUCCUGAGAACUUCAACCCACCCCUGCCAGCCCCCAUUCAGCACGAGUACCCCAGCAGCCCAGACGUCAUGGAAAUGACUGACCCCACGGUGGAGGAGGAGCAGGCCCUCAAGGCAGCCCAGGAGCAGGCCCUGACAGCCUCGGAGGAAGAGGAGGAAGAUGAGGAGGAAGAUGAGGAUGAGGACCUGGAGGACUGA